AUGGAAAAAAUAAAUUUGCCUAACGACGGCCAAGUUGAGAUUGACAUCUCUACGGAUUUGCUGAUAACAAACAGUGGAGAAGAUCCUAUUCAAACUAUUGCAAAAGAGGUUUAUGGACAAUCUUUUCGGACGUCAACAGAUAAGGAUUUGUAUAGACAACGAGCCAUUCUGACUCCCACAAAUGAUGAAGUGGAUAAGAUAAAUGAUUACAUGCUUUCUCAGUUGCCAGAAAAUGAUUUAGAUGUAAUGCUUUCAAGUGAAGAGAAGGUUUACCUUAGCUCUGACAGCAUUAUUCCAUCUGAUGUUGACAUAGAAGAAAAUGUGGUAUAUCCUACAGAGUUUUUGAACAGUGUUAAAGUCGCUAGACUGCCUAGACACUGUUUAAAGCUUGGUGCUCCUAUCAUGUGUCUUCGUAACAUGGAUGUUAUGGAUGGCUUAUGCAAUGAUAGAAGGGAACUUACGAAAGACGGGUUGUAG
Messenger RNA from Brassica oleracea var. oleracea, 477 nucleotides. RefSeq lists its product as uncharacterized. The transcript is spliced from 3 exons. The record is from RefSeq and is a predicted model, not a curated record. Bases 1 to 477 code for a protein of 158 amino acids. NCBI's taxonomy places the organism in Eukaryota, Viridiplantae, Streptophyta, Magnoliopsida, Brassicales, Brassicaceae.